CCCACGGCAGCUUUCCUAGCCUCGGCACGCCGUGUUCACGGGAACAACGAGAGGCGCGCAGUCUGCCUUUACUUAUUCCUCCCGAAGCCGAUGGGAGGCAUCAGAGACGGACCUCAUCCUUCCAGCUAUCACCUCACUAGGUCGUUUAUCUCACCCGUCGCGAAAAAGGACAACAUCAAGGCUCAGUGAGGCAGUUGGAGUCCCGCUUCAGUCAUGGCGUCAUCGCAAUCCGCCCCCUCCUCCGCAACAACGCAGCGUCUUCUGCGCGAGCUGAAGGACUACGCGAAAAACCCAAAUGAGGUAUUACUGCAUCUCCGUCCCGUAGACGACGAGGAUCUGCUACAUUGGGAGGCAGUCCUGAAAGGAGUCAAGGGGACUCCGUAUGAAGGCGGCCUCUGGCACCUCUCCAUCUCAAUCCCGCCUAACUACCCUCUCUCCCCGCCGACGAUCAAGUUCACAACGCGCAUUUCCCAUCCCAACAUCUCCUUCACCAACGGCGAUAUCUGCCUCACCCUCCUAACAACCGAGCAUUGGAGUCCCGUCUACACGCUAUCCAGCACCCUAUCUGCCAUCCACCAGUUGCUCACGGACCCGCAACCCGAUUCCCCGCUGAACGUGGACGUUGCCGCCCUGCUCAGAGACGGUGAUAUUCCCGGAUGGGAGAGCAUCGUCCGUUACUGGACUGAGGAGGAAAGAUGGCAAGGUCAGGGGAACGCGGCGCGGUAGUAGAUAGCGGUCAGUGAGCUUCGAGGGGAGAUGGGUCUCUUGAGUACGAUUGUUGACGGCCUGAACUAUCUGAUGAUGAGUGUUACAGAUGUAUAACUAGUGAACAGUGCACAGAAGGAACCAUUCUGUAUUAUGAUGGAUACCCGAACGGGAAAUUAGCGGGUAAAUACGAGACGACGAAAUUUGCAGCCAUACUACGAUUUUCACAUGGACAUAUGUAUUUGAAUUCUGAAACCAAGAGAUAGAUACUCCCACAGUCUAAAACUGCAAGAGAUAUUUCAAAUUU
Messenger RNA from Paecilomyces variotii, 1012 nucleotides. RefSeq names its product putative ubiquitin conjugating enzyme. The transcript has 2 exons. The record is from RefSeq and is a predicted model, not a curated record. The coding region runs from base 214 to 726 and encodes 170 amino acids. Lineage: Eukaryota; Fungi; Ascomycota; Eurotiomycetes; Eurotiales; Thermoascaceae.